UUUAUAAUUAGUUUUGAAUGUAUUUGCAGAAUCAUUCAGGAUCAUCAUAUCAAGUACUUCCAUGUGUAUGGUGUUGUGGUUCGUCAUUUGGCUGAGAAAAACCAAGUAACUGAUAUUGAGAGGUUGGUAAAGUGCAUCCAGCAGUCAGGCCUUUCUGUGGCAGAAACUUCAGCUUUGUGUGAUAAUGUUCUGACUGCUGCAUUGCAAGUAUUCUCAGAGAAAGGGGAACUACAUGUUGGAGAAAAUCUAGUCAAACUUAUGACUAGUGUUUCAGCAAAGAUAUCAGUAUACAUUGAAACACAUCAGCUGAAAUCAGCAUAUCUCCUUGCUGUGAAGAAUGAGAGAUUUGAAGACAUUCAUAGAAUUAUGAAUGAAGCUAAACGAUUGGGCCAGACAUCAAUUCAGAGGAUUUGUGCCCAAAAAUUAAAUUUGCCUAUGUGAAUGAAAACUAUAAUAAAAUUGACUGUGAUAUUUUUUUCAUUUGUUGUUGCUUUGUUGUGUCUUUUUGAAUUGCACAACAUUUUAUUAGACAUGUAAAAAUAAUGUUAACAAUUCUGCUUUCAAUUUUCCUUUGUCUUCCAGUGUAUUGAAAUUAAAUCAUUAUUCAAUUGAGGAACAUGAAGAAAAUAUUUUGAGAAGGCCUUUUUUUGAGAAUUUAUUAUUUGAAAAUAUUUUUAGAAUUUAAAUGUUGCAAGGAUUAAUAUUUUCAUUUUGUAAAAUUUGGUAUUUGUAUUUUUGUGUGUGUGUGAACCUACCAAAGAUAUGUAAAAUGAAUUUAUAGAUAGGCCUUACAUAAUAUCACUCGUGAGAAAAAACUUUCUGACGUGAUAAUAUAUUAUGAUCUAAGCCUGUGAUUUGCAUGCUGUACUCAUAAACUGCUCUUAAUUUAGUGCUUCUGGGCAUUGUGCAUGCCAGUUGAUAUAUUCUGGAGAUUAAUGUGAUAUGAUAUUUUUGCAAAAUAAUAUUUUUCAAUACUCCAAUUUAAAUUCUUGUUUCUCUUUGAAUUAAUUGAUACAGUGUUUGGAGAUGUUUCGUCAUUUUUUCUUUGUGAUUCAAUAAUUUGAAUGAGGCAUUCCGAUUUGCAUGCUACUCAAUAUUUGAAAAAAAACAAGGCACUUAUCUAACCUUAGAAUUUGACUUGUUGCUGUUGUUGAAUAUUUGUUAUGUUUUGUAUAUGAAAUGUAAUAUUUGUAAUUUAUGUAUUCUUAUUUACUCAGAUUUGUUAAAUACUUCAAUUAUAUAAAAUUACAUUUUUCUCUUGCAAACCUUUCACCAAUGUAACCCAUACACAAUUUAAAUAAUUUUCACAAUAAUACUGUGAAAAUACUUUCAAAUUAAGUGAAUACUGUAAUCAGUAAUGUCUUAGCACAACUUUCAUUCCUGUCUAAAAAUAUCUUGUUGUCUUAGUAGCCAAUGGCCAUAUUACUUCAAGGACAGCUUUCUGAAGUUGUGCAAUUCUACAAAAAUAUGAAUGUUCCUUUCAUGAAGUACAUUUACUAAAUUUACUCUUGUAUGAA
Gryllus bimaculatus (two-spotted cricket) is the source of this 1517-nucleotide messenger RNA. The record is from the annotation of a GenBank genome assembly. NCBI's taxonomy places the organism in Eukaryota, Metazoa, Arthropoda, Insecta, Orthoptera, Gryllidae.